Messenger RNA from Anopheles bellator, 1614 nucleotides. RefSeq names its product zinc finger protein OZF-like. Lineage: Eukaryota; Metazoa; Arthropoda; Insecta; Diptera; Culicidae. The transcript has 3 exons. Gene Ontology annotation, molecular function: DNA-binding transcription factor activity, RNA polymerase II-specific; RNA polymerase II transcription regulatory region sequence-specific DNA binding; zinc ion binding. Bases 71 to 1399 code for a protein of 442 amino acids. Gene Ontology annotation, biological process: regulation of transcription by RNA polymerase II. The record is from RefSeq and is a predicted model, not a curated record. Gene Ontology annotation, cellular component: nucleus.
GCUUUGUUUAAUAAACAAGUGCAAAGUGGACGAUUUUAGAAAGUUGCUUAAAUAAAGGAUUGCAGUUGAAAUGCAGUCUUCAGCAUUGAUUAAAAAAGAGCAUGCUGUUGAAAACGCAAAAAUUUGUCGAUGGUGUCUGUCGAACGAUGAUGAUACUUUGGAGGCUCUUACGCCCGACUAUUCCGGACAAUUUCAACUUCAAAAGCUGUCCGAAUGCACCGGUGCUGAGAUUAAUAUUUUACCUGGAGUUCCAUCGUACUUGUGCACGAAGUGUGAAUCUCGUUUGGAAAAGAUGGAUCGGUUUCGCUGGCGAUGCAAUGAAAAGAAUGAUAUGGUCGAAAAAUUUAUCGAACAGCACAACAGAGCGAAGAACGUAUCACAAAUCUCUCAAGAAAAUCUUGACCACUUUGCCAUACCAGCCAUACCAGUGCAAAAGCCAUACCAGUGCAAAGUCUGUGACAAAACCUUCCAUUCAUCAGGCAUACUAUCAAUGCACUCGAAAAUUCACAAUAAGGACCAUAAGUGUCCUCAUUGUUCGUCAAUGUUCCCAAGUUCAUUUAAGCUAGAGAUUCAUAUCCGCACUCACACCGGCGAAAAGCCAUUUCAGUGUAAAGUCUGUGACAAAGCCUUCCAUUCAGCAGCAUUACUGGCAAAACACUCGACAAUUCACAAGGAACACACAAAGUACCAUCAGUGUCCUCACUGUUCAUCUAGGUUCACACAGUUAGCUGGUCUAAAGUAUCAUAUCAAUAUUCACACCGGCCAAAAGCCAUACCAGUGUAAAACCUGUGACAAAGCGUUCAGAUCACCAAGCGGAUUGUUAGGACAUUCUAAAAUUCACAAUAAGGACCAACCGUAUCGAUGUCCUCACUGUUCAUCAAAGUUCGCGCAUUCGUCACACCUAAAGAUUCAUAUCCGCACUCACACCGGCGAAAAACCAUACCAGUGUGAAAUCUGCGGCAUAGCCUUCCAUUCAACAGCAUUACUGGCACAACACUCGACAAUUCACAAGGAACACACCAAGUACCAUCAGUGUCCUCACUGUUCAUCUAGGUUCACACAGUUAGCUGGUCUAAAGUAUCAUAUCAAUAUUCACACCGGCCAAAAGCCAUACCAGUGUAAAAUCUGUGACAAAGCGUUCAGAUCACCAACCGGAUUGUUCGGACAUUCUAAAAUUCACAAUAAGGACCAACCGUAUCAGUGUCCUUACUGUUCAUCAAAGUUCGCGUAUUCGUCAAACCUAAAGAUUCAUAUCCGCACUCACACCGGCGAAAACCCAUACCAGUGUGAAAUCUGCGGCAAAGCCUUCCAUUCAUCAAGCAAUCUGGCAUCACACUCGAAAAUUCACAAGGAACACACAAAGUACCAUCAGUGUCCUUACCAGUCCUUGAGCCAGUAAUAUAAAACAACAAACCACCAACUGGAGGGAAAUGUCUCCGAAUCUCGUAUAAAACCAGAGGCGUUUGGCUGUAUUCAGAAUACGCUUUAUUCUCCAUUCUAUCACACAUGCUGCUUACAUGUUGUCCAAUUAUGUUCCACCCCUUUCUCAGGCCGGCGGCUGGGAUAGCAUUCGAGUUUAUGUUUUGUCACGGCAUAGAACAGUAUAAAAACGGA